This is a messenger RNA of Salvia splendens (bonfire salvia), 369 nucleotides long. RefSeq names its product egg cell-secreted protein 1.2. Gene Ontology annotation, biological process: double fertilization forming a zygote and endosperm. NCBI's taxonomy places the organism in Eukaryota, Viridiplantae, Streptophyta, Magnoliopsida, Lamiales, Lamiaceae. The transcript has a single exon. Bases 1 to 369 code for a protein of 122 amino acids. The record is from RefSeq and is a predicted model, not a curated record.
AUGGCCUUCAAGCUUGCCUUUUUCUUGAUAUCUCUCACUCUCAUCAUCCCUCAAUUGGAAUCAAGGAAAUUUCCCGAGCUCGAAGAGUCCACCGGCCUCGACUGCUGGACCGCGCUCCACAAGAUCCGCUCGUGCUCCAACGAGAUCGUGGCGUACUUUGCUAGUGGAGCCAUUGAUAUAACUCCACCAUGUUGUGAAGCCAUAGCCCUCAUCACUCAUCAAUGCUGGCCCGCGGUGUUGGGCGUGCUAGGGUACGGCCAGGACCAGGCCGAUGUCUUGAGGGGCUAUUGUGAUGCGAUUGACUCGUACACAGCUGUGCCCGGCCCUGCUCCGGGCCAACUAGGCCUGUCUUUUGCGCCGGUGAACUAG